Molecule: messenger RNA, 345 nt
Organism: Cryptomeria japonica (Japanese cedar)
Lineage: Eukaryota; Viridiplantae; Streptophyta; Pinopsida; Cupressales; Cupressaceae
Product: non-specific lipid-transfer protein 1-like
Exons: 2
Coding region: 1-345 (114 amino acids)
Biological process (GO): lipid transport
Cellular component (GO): membrane
Molecular function (GO): lipid binding
Source: RefSeq, a predicted model, not a curated record
AUGGCGAUGAUUAGCGUAGGGGCAUAUGCCUCUAUUUGUUGCAUGACUGUUAUUUCUGAUUUAGCCCCCUGCGCGGGCUUUGUUUCAGGGACCGCCGCUCAGCCGCCAAAGGCAUGCUGUGACGGCAUUGGCAGUCUGAAUGCCGCCACCAAUACAAAAACGGACAGGCAAGCCGCUUGUAAGUGCGUAAAGUCUCUUAUAGGGUGCACUCCCAUCAAUUAUACUAGGGCUGGCGAAUUGCCCAAACGCUGCGGGGUAAACAUCGGCAUACCCAUCAGCCCUUCAGUUGACUGCUCCAAUAUCAGCCGAGCUACCUCAAAUCUGCCCAUGACGUCGCCACCAUGA